This is a messenger RNA of Egretta garzetta (little egret), 834 nucleotides long. It is a transcript of the gene CLTA, whose product is annotated as clathrin light chain A. Gene Ontology annotation, biological process: intracellular protein transport; clathrin coat assembly; clathrin-dependent endocytosis. The record is from RefSeq and is a predicted model, not a curated record. NCBI's taxonomy places the organism in Eukaryota, Metazoa, Chordata, Aves, Pelecaniformes, Ardeidae. Gene Ontology annotation, cellular component: clathrin coat of trans-Golgi network vesicle; clathrin coat of coated pit; plasma membrane. Bases 1 to 546 code for a protein of 181 amino acids. The transcript is spliced from 5 exons. Gene Ontology annotation, molecular function: structural molecule activity; clathrin heavy chain binding.
AUGAACCGCCAGCUUAUCAUAAGCUUUCCAUACAAGUUACUGAAAUCGAUAAAUCUGGCUGUUCUGUCUUUUCUCAAAUGGCUAAACUGCAGUCACUUCUUUACAGGUGCUGUUGAUGGAGUGGUUAAUGGAGAUAUCUAUCAGGAGAGUAAUGGUCCAACAGAUUCCUAUGCUGCCAUAUCCCAAGUAGAUCGACUGCAGUCAGAACCGGAGAGUAUUCGUAAGUGGAGAGAGGAGCAAAAGGAGCGCCUGGAGCAACUUGAUGCAAACUCACGAAAGCAGGAAGCAGAAUGGAAAGAGAAAGCAAUAAAGGAGUUGGAGGAGUGGUAUGCAAGGCAAGAUGAAAAGCUCCAGAAAACAAAAGCAAGCAACAGGGCAGCUGAAGAAGCCUUUGUGAAUGAUGCAGAAGACAUUUUUCCGGGCACUGAGUGGGAACGUGUGGCUCAGCUCUGUGACUUUAAUCCCAAGUCUAGUAAGCAGGCAAAAGAUGUGUCCCGCAUGCGUUCAGUCCUCAUCUCACUCAAGCAGGCUCCGCUGGUUCGCUGAAGGAAAGCACAAUGGAAACACUACAAAUGCAAUAUCUUAACCUUACUCAGAGAAGCUAUGUUUGCAGUAAUUGGAUUAAUUGUUUCAAUGUUUUUUUGGACCAAACCUCAUGAUGUAUCUAGAGCUGAUCAUUGUUUCGUUGCAUGUUCUUCCUCAUGUCUCCUUUCUGUGUCUGAAAUGGGAGAACCUCCAAAACUGUAGUCUCUGUGCUAUUGUGCACUGAGAUGUCACUUCCCACAUUUCUGAUAUUAAAGAUCUGUUAAACAGCAAAAUGUGUUGACUUUGGAU